This is a messenger RNA of Metarhizium acridum CQMa 102, 1200 nucleotides long. RefSeq names its product sensitivity to high expression protein she9. Gene Ontology annotation, cellular component: mitochondrial inner membrane. The record is from RefSeq and is a predicted model, not a curated record. NCBI's taxonomy places the organism in Eukaryota, Fungi, Ascomycota, Sordariomycetes, Hypocreales, Clavicipitaceae. Gene Ontology annotation, biological process: inner mitochondrial membrane organization.
AUGGGUCGAGUAGCUGGGGCUGGUGGCCGGCGGAUCUUUCGACAGGACGCCAUAGUCUUCGCCAGGAAAACAGCUCAACGGCAGAGGUUGCUGAGUAGGAGGACAGCUACCGACCUGCAGUGCAGCACACAAGGCAUAUUUUCACAGUCACGGCUUUUCUCCUCGCACAACCCACCGAAUCAGACCGAGCCAUCAUCCAGCCUAAAACAUGACUCCGAGACGAACCCUCGUGAUCCGGCAAAGUCCACGAACGACCCCAACUCAUCAGCGGCAGAGCUACCAUCAGUAACGGACAGCCGUCGCAGCAACUUGAAUCAAAAGUUUAGCCAGACCAUGGAUAAUCUUCAAGCACGAGUCCUCACAGCUUCGCAAACUCUCAAUGACAUAACCGGGUACUCCUCCAUCGAAGGUAUAAAGAAAGAGAAUGAUGCGUUGGAAGCACAAUUAGCGGAGGCACAUGUCAGGGUUCGAAAUGCGCGUCAGGCAUACAAGACGUCGAACACAAAACGAGCCACAACGCAACGAGAAGUCACGACUUUGCUUGCUCGAAAGGACACCUGGUCUCCCACCGAUCUAGAGCGAUUUACAGAACUAUACAGGACAGACCACGUUUUAGAGGGAGAGGUGUCUGGCGCCCAGGAAGCUUUGACAGAAGCCGAAGCCGAGGAGCAAAGUCUGAGCCAGCGACUUAACGCGGGGAUACUGAAGCGCUACCACGAGGAGCAGAUUUGGAGCGACAGAAUUCGACGGGCAAGCACAUGGGGCACAUGGGGCCUUAUGGGCAUGAACUUUGUCCUAUUCGUUGUGUUGCAGUUCUUUGCCGAGCCUUGGCGAAGAAGACGUCUUGUCAAGGGUGUAGUCGAAGAAGAGAAACGCGUAUUGGAAGAGGUUCGGGGCGAAUUAGAAGCUGUCAAGUUGUCCCUAGCCAACAAGGAGGAGGAGGCUAUUCCCCGGCCGAUGCAAGAGUCGUUGGCGGUGGCACCCGCGGAGCCAGAGAUUACCACUCCUCCGUCGGCGGCGGUUUCUUGGAAGGACUUCAUCACCGAACCGGCUCGUUGGUGGGCUGCUGCAGCUGACUUGGUCAGCGAGAGGCGGGUUGACUUGCGGAUGAAGGACGCUUCUGCAUUGGCACUACAAGGCGCGGCGGUGGGAGCAGCAGUUGCUGGCAGUGCGGUGAUGUUGCUCGUGAGAAGGACAUGA